GAGGGGUGAGUGUUGUGCUUCCUUUCUAGACCUCAGCAAAACAACAACCCACAUUGUGCCUGUUCCCACGUCGCUCCUUGUUUGAACGGCAGACAUCAUGCUACCUCCCAGUAAUGGCAAAGCUCUCCAGAGGCCCGUGCUGUCCCCAGAUGGCACCUUGCUCGCACUCGUAGCACCAGACCAGAAGGUCCACCUGAUCAACCUGGUCGAAGCAGUUCACAGUCGGAGAUUCAUUACGGCGAUCAAAACACCCAAACCAACACGGGCAUUCUUGCAAGGAUGUCAUAUUCUCCGCUGGUCACCGGAGACUAUCGGGAUCACAACAGACGCCGACGAGAUACUCUCAAACACGACAUCGGAGUGCGAUGUUGGAACGAGAUGGCUGCUCCUAUCGAAUGGGCAUCGCCUGAUAGCGUUGAGCACGGACCUCAAGAGUCCAAAGAUGAUGCCGACAAGGAAUGACAACGAGGAUUCCAAACCAUCGAAUAUCCUAGCCGACUAUGAGUUGGGAGGACAUCUAGGCAAGGUCAUCCGUGCGGAGUUCGCCUUCAACCAUCGCCGGGCACUGGUCAUGUUUGAAUACGGUGGCACCGCCGCAAUACUCAGCCUCACAAAGCCACAACGAGAAGAUAUACCUCAUGUCAAAUUUCCUGAUUCCAGAAGCCUCGCAGUCGCACCUCAUAACGGGCAGAUCGCUCUUCUCAGACGGGAGGAAGGCCACGACAAAAUAACAGUCUUCGAACUGGGAAAAGAAAACAACAUAAUAUACCGAUCAUUCGACAGCAGUACCUCAGACGCUCAGAGCAUAACAUGGUGUCCGUCAGGUGAUCCCGUCAUUGCGGUUUGCGACUCGCCAUCGUACGGUGUGAGAGUCUCCUUCUUCACCGCACAAGGCCACCCUCUGAAACAGCUGGACAUCUCUGCAAGCACAUUCACAACACAUCUUCCUCGUGUUGGUCACCCCCUGGCUGUCGAUACCGAAGGUCCUGGCCAUAUGCACUGGCAAUGGCGCCGUGACGGUGAUCGGUCAAUUCAGAUCGCAGCCAACGGCCAGAAUCAAGUCCUGAUUCGAUACCAAUCCGCAAAGAGCAUAUCCACACAACUUAUCACAGCUUUCACCCACCCGGAGACAAUCGACGGGUCAGAUACCUUUGUAUGGCAAGAGAUGACGUCCCCAACAGAUCCAACCCCAAUCUUCACCCGACUGUCAGGCAUGUUCGAUCCCACUGAACCCGACAAGCAGACGCCAGAGUCAACGCAAAUAGAUAUGGUAUCGCUCAGUUCAGACCACACGUUCGUCGCCACGCGCAUCCGCUCCGCCCCUCGAACCUUGCUUCUCUGGAAACCACAAGACCACACCACCUUUGGUAGCAAUCCACGUCCACACCCACACACAGCCCUCAUCUUCACACAUCUCAUAAGACAAAUUCACUGGCAUCCGACAUUGUCCAAUGUCCUCAUCAUCCUCACAGCGCGCAGACAACCCCUGUUGUACGCCUGGUACCAAGAACGUCUCGGGCCGAUAACGGGCCUCCUCCCCAUCGACACAACCAGCACAAAUUACUCGGUAUCCUGGCUUCCCGAGUGCGUUCGCGAGGACGACACACAGCGUCGAUGUCCCAUGCUGAUCACAUCCAGCACGGCCUUUGAGGUAGGAUACCUGCAGGCCUCGGAGGGAAGGAUCCUGUUUAAAAGUUUAAUCAAUCCUGACACCGAUUCCGAUCACAGCCACACUCCCGGCGACAGAAAACUCGCGGGAGAGGGAGAACAAGAGCCGCUUACAGACGCGACACCGACACUGGGUGAGAUGACAAGUGACAUCGACACGCCGAGUCGUAAGCAUCCUCGCCCUGGUUCUGGACGUGACCAGACCCAAGGACUGAAAAAGACGAGGUUCGCCGUCGACCCCAAUCCGCGAAGGGACAAGGAAGAUCCACUCUUUGCGCAGGCGAGGUGGGGACGCUGGUAGAUGUUCACCUACUAGACGAAGCAGAAGUGAUGAAGACGAUGAACGGUGGACCACAGUCGACACACAAGGUACCUUGGGAGAUAAGACCUAGGUGAACGUGAAGACUACGAGAUACACACCGGCAGUGUACGCAGAUAAUGAAUAAUUCAAAUGUCAUGACAAGUUAGAUCUCCACACCUGAUGCUCAUCCACGGUUCAAAAGCACUGUACACCCUCAAUACGUUUUCAUGGACAAACCCCUCAAUCCCAUCA
This is a messenger RNA of Exophiala viscosa, 2221 nucleotides long. RefSeq lists its product as uncharacterized. The transcript has a single exon. The record is from RefSeq and is a predicted model, not a curated record. Gene Ontology annotation, cellular component: MWP complex; mitotic spindle; microtubule organizing center. Gene Ontology annotation, biological process: microtubule anchoring at mitotic spindle pole body. The coding region runs from base 98 to 1969 and encodes 623 amino acids. Lineage: Eukaryota; Fungi; Ascomycota; Eurotiomycetes; Chaetothyriales; Herpotrichiellaceae.